Empidonax traillii (willow flycatcher) is the source of this 8193-nucleotide messenger RNA. RefSeq names its product phosphodiesterase 10A (gene PDE10A). Gene Ontology annotation, biological process: negative regulation of receptor guanylyl cyclase signaling pathway; signal transduction. Lineage: Eukaryota; Metazoa; Chordata; Aves; Passeriformes; Tyrannidae. The transcript is spliced from 22 exons. The coding region runs from base 380 to 3550 and encodes 1056 amino acids. Gene Ontology annotation, molecular function: 3',5'-cGMP-stimulated cyclic-nucleotide phosphodiesterase activity; protein binding. The record is from RefSeq and is a predicted model, not a curated record.
GCAGGCGAGCGCGCACAUACGGGGCAAUAUUUGCCUCGCUCGAAGAAAAUACAGAUUGUUGCCGUUUUCUUGCUCUGAAUGCGAGGUGGGAGCAUGGGGAAAAGCGGACUUUAAAAGGGGAUUGGAACCGCUUAGCGGUCAGUAGCGCCCUGUCCCCUCCGGCCUAAAGGGGGAACGGAAAUAUGAGGAUUUUAUGAGGGCGGGGAGCCGGGGAGCGAAAGAGAUAGUGCCCGGGGGUUGCCGGAGGGAACGAAGGACCGAUCCGCGGUCGCUCCUGGUUUGGCUCCGUCCUUUUUCGGCUUCCCCUUUCGCUUUAGUUCGGUAUCUCCGCUAGACGUCCUGCCUUAAACUACCGCGAAAGGGAGGGAAGAGCGGAAGCAUGUCCAACCCGGAGAAGCGGAUCUUAUCCCGCCCCUCGGCCCCCCUGGCUGCAGCACUCGGGGAAAAGCCCAGCUCCGGCAGCCGCCCGCUCCACUCCCAUGGCCAGAGCGGUGGAGGUGGAGGCAGCGGCGGGUCUCCUCCUCCCCCCGCUCCUGGAGGCGGCUCGGCUGCCUACAGCUCCCUCUCUGUCCUCCUAACAACCACCACCAGCAGCAGGAGCCGCGCUGCAGGGACAGCCUCUUCUGCCGUCUCCGCCAGCAUCGUCUCCAGAGCGGCAGCGGCUCCUUUCCUCGCUCCAAUCCCCUCCUUUUCCUCCGCUUCUCCAUCUUCUUUUUACUUCUUGCCGCCGCCUCCUCGUUUCCCCUCCUCGUUUUCCUUUAACCUCACAAGUCUCCAAGGGAGGGAGGGAGGAGGAGAGGCAACGAGAGCGGCAGGAGGAGGAGGAGGAGGAGGAAGAGAUGUUGGCGGAGCAGCAGCAGCAGCAGCUCACUUGAUCGCCCAUCCAGGCGGCAGCGGCAGGAGGAGACUCUUCUGUUCUUCCUCCAUCCAGGGCUUGCUGCUCUGUUCCGCAGCCGGCGGCCCUCGGCAGCACCACUCCCGGCCCCUCCUCUCUCCAGCCGCCUCUCGCCUGUGGUCCUGCAAUUCCCUCGCUGCUGCAGCAGCAGCAGCCCGCGGCGACGGGAUCCGAGGAGGCGACGGCCCCGGCGGGAGCAGGACUCCUAGGCGGCAGCAGCGGCAGAGAGGCGCCUUCUUCUCCUUCUCGUCUCCCCUGCUCCUAGGGCCAGACAUGGAAGAUGGAUCUAAUUCUGCAAGCUGCUUUAGGAGGUUUACGGACUGUUUCUUGAAUACAAGUUUAACAGAUGAAAAAGUGAAGGCGUAUCUUUCUCUUCACCCCCAGGUACUGGAUGAGUUUGUGUCAGAAAGUGUAAGUGCGGAAACUGUGGAAAAAUGGCUAAAAAGGAAAAAUAACAGACAAGAAGAUGAAUCAACACCUAAAGAAGUCAGCAGGUACCAGGAUACAAAUAUGCAAGGUGUAGUGUAUGAAUUGAACAGCUACAUAGAACAGCGCCUGGAUACAGGAGGAGAUAACCAACUGCUUCUGUAUGAACUGAGCAGCAUUAUUAAAAUAGCUACAAAAGCUGAUGGAUUUGCACUGUAUUUCCUGGGAGAAUGCAAUAAUAGUCUGUGUAUAUUUACACCACCAGGAGCUAAAGAAGGACAACCACGACUCAUUCCUGCAGGCCCCAUUGCACAUGGCACUACAGUAUCUGCUUAUGUAGCCAGAUCCAGAAAAACGUUGUUAGUAGAAGAUAUUCUGGGGGAUGAGCGAUUUCCCAAAGGUACUGGACUGGAAUCAGGGACCCGUAUCCAAUCCGUUCUGUGUUUGCCAAUUGUCACUGCAAUUGGUGACCUGAUUGGUAUCCUGGAGCUUUACCGUCACUGGGGCAAAGAAGCCUUCCACCAUAGUCACCAAGAGGUUGCAACAGCAAAUCUUGCAUGGGCUUCAGUAGCAAUACAUCAAGUACAAGUGUGCCGGGGCCUUGCCAAGCAGACUGAACUGAAUGACUUCUUGCUUGACGUAUCGAAAACGUAUUUUGAUAACAUAGUUGCAAUAGAUUCUCUACUUGAACAUAUAAUGAUAUAUGCAAAAAACCUGGUGAAUGCAGAUAGGUGUGCACUCUUCCAGGUUGACCACAAAAAUAAGGAGCUGUAUUCAGAUCUUUUUGAUAUUGGAGAAGAAAAUGAUGGAAAACCUGUCUUCAAGAAGACCAAAGAAAUAAGAUUUUCUAUAGAAAAAGGAAUAGCUGGUCAAGUGGCAAGAACAGGAGAAGUCCUUAACAUCCCUGAUGCCUAUGCAGAUCCACGCUUUAACAGAGAAGUAGACCUCUACACAGGGUACACAACCAGAAAUAUCCUGUGCAUGCCUAUUGUAAGCCGAGGAAGUGUAAUAGGUGUUGUGCAGAUGGUGAACAAAAUAAGUGGAAGUGCCUUCUCUAAAACUGAUGAGAACAACUUUAAAAUGUUUGCAGUCUUUUGUGCUUUAGCCUUACACUGUGCUAAUAUGUACCACAGAAUUCGUCAUUCAGAGUGUAUUUAUCGUGUAACAAUGGAGAAGCUAUCAUACCAUAGUGUUUGUACAGCGGAAGAGUGGCAAAACCUCAUGCACUGUACACUGCCUCCACAUAUUUAUAAAGAAAUUGAGCUAUACCAUUUUGAUAUCAGUCCAUAUGAGGAUGUCUGGCCUGCCAUUUUUGUCUACAUGGUUCACCAGUCCUGUGGGACAGCCUGCUUUGAACUUGAAAAGCUGUGCCGAUUUACUAUGUCUGUAAAGAAGAAUUAUCGCCGUGUGCCCUACCACAACUGGAAGCAUGCAGUUACCGUUGCACAUUGCAUGUAUGCCAUACUACAGAACAACCAGGGGCUUUUCACUGAUCUAGAGCGCAAAGGUCUUUUAGUUGCAUGCCUGUGUCAUGACCUGGAUCACAGAGGUUACAGCAACAGCUAUCUUCAGAAAUUUGAUCACCCCUUAGCUGCUCUCUAUUCCACGUCAACAAUGGAACAGCACCACUUCUCGCAGACUGUGUCCAUCCUGCAGCUGGAAGGGCACAAUGUCUUCUCCAAUCUGAGCUCCAGUGAAUAUGAGCAAGUACUUGAGAUCAUCCGGAAAGCCAUCAUUGCCACAGACCUUGCCCUGUAUUUUGGAAAUAGGAAACAACUUGAAGAGCUGCAUCAGACAGGAGCAUUAAACCUUAAGAACCAAGCACACAGAGAUAGAGUGAUUGGCCUGAUGAUGACGGCUUGUGAUUUGUGUUCUGUAACAAAGUUGUGGCCAGUUACCAGGCUGACAGCCAACGAUAUAUAUGCGGAGUUCUGGGCUGAGGGUGAUGAAAUGAAGAAAACGGGUAUUCAGCCUAUUCCUAUGAUGGACAGAGACAAGAAAGAUGAAGUCCCUCAGGGUCAGAUUGGGUUCUACAAUGCUGUAGCCAUCCCAUGUUACACCACACUUGCACAGAUCUUUCCUCCAACUGGGCCACUACUCCGAGCAUGCAGGGACAAUCUCAACCAAUGGGAGAAAGUAACAAGAGGUGAGGAAGCCUCUAUAUGGAUUUCCUCCCAGUCCCUUGCUCCUGGGACCUCAGAUUCUCUUCCUGUGAAGAUUGAUGACUGAACAGCAGCAACAGAUUGCUUCAAUCUGAAAAGCACCCCUUCUUGUUUUGGGGAUUUUUUUUUUGUUUAAUUUUUAUUUGAAAAAAAAAAGGAAAAAGAAAAGCUACAAAAUUCUAACGAAGAAGUAGACCUGCCUAGGAAGGUAACACCCAUGGAGUUACCUCAGCUAAAUGACUCUGGCAGCCAGUCUCCUGACCUACACCAGUGACACAAAGUCAACAGAGGGAAAAUGACAACCCAGAUGUUUUAGAGUCAGCUAUCAAAAGAGAACUUAUGACUUGUGAAUAUAAAAGACUGGCCUUAUCUCAUGGGCUACAUUGCUGAGGCCUUAAUUUAAAACUGAUGGGGGGUGCGGGUGGGGGGAAUCCUAGGGGGUACUUCUAAAUUGUAUCUUUAUAGUAAGGGUUUCAAUGGUACUUUUAUUAUACCGUACUGUGGCUGGCUUUAACACCAGUGUCACUUGGGAGUUCUUGGCUAUAAAUAGAACAAUAUACCCAUUGCUAUUGUGAAUGUUUAUGUGUGAUCUACUUGUAAUCAGUUUGAACUCCAGCAGAAUCCUUGGAGAUUAUAAUUUAUGCUUAGGUUACAGUGAAUUCUCUUGCUGCAAACUAAAGGAAAACCAACAUUCAGGUUAAAGUUUUAAAGUACUUCAUUAAGCAUCAUGAUGCAAAUUGUCUGUCACUCAUAAGGGAAACGUUGAUAGAACUAGUGAUGGUGCUUUGUUAUUUAGAAUGAUUUAUAAACCUAGACAACUCCUCCCUUAAAACACUGGAAGUAUUGGAUAAUUAUCUCUGAUAUGAGAGGGAGUUUCAGGUUGGAGUUUUUGUAUCCAUAGUGACAGAAGUAUCAGAUUAAAAUUUAAAUGUGACAGCAAAGAUUUCCUUACCUAGCUCACAAUUGAGUAAAGUCAUAAUUUUUAUUUCUACCUGCUGAGUUGUAUUUUAAAACAUAUUAGAGACAUACCUGAAGUAUGCUAUCUCCCGGGAACAAAAGCCUUGUCAGAAAAGUCAGGUCUGAUAAGAGGGAUUGUGGUACCAUCACAAUAAAUCAAAACUGUGUUUGUAUUGACUAGCUUUUGUGUUGCACAGUAACACUGCAUGUCUUCUACUGCUUUUUCCCCCCCAUCCCAAGAUGAGUGAAAUUAGAAACCUUCUCCAUUUGUCUAUUUGUUUUUUCCCCUAGUUCAGCAAAAUUUCCAGGAUUAGCACUGCCUUUCUUAGUGAAAGAAUAGCUGACUGAAGAAAAGUACUCCAAAAUAGUGUGUUUACAGUUCUGUGCUGACUUAGGCUUUAGCCUUACAAACUUAGGCACAGCCUUUAAGACCUUACGUUGAAUGCCACUCUUAAAUUUAGUGCAAUUGUACAGAGUAUGUUUCAACAACACUUAAUUUGCCUUUGUCUUUCUCUCAAAAAUAAUGAGAAAAAAAUCUUCACAGUGAUCCACACAGUGGGUGAAAACACCGUCUUUGCACACCUUUCACAUACAGCCUAUACUGCAUUAUAUGCUUUUUCAUAGGUAAUGAACACUUGUAGUGGUUCCAUUAUAACAUGGCCAUUGUGUAACUGCAAAAAAUACUAGUUGUAACUUAAAGACAGAAGACAGGUUCUCUUUUUCCAUCUCAUGUCUUUUGGGUUGUAUUGCUCUAAUAGGCAUGCCAUCUUAUGGGUUUUGUGUGAACAACUUGGACUCUUGAGUUUUGCCUUCUGUUAUGGUCGAGCACAUGCCACUAUCUGUAUAUGUGUACAGUGUGUGAUCCAUAAUCGCGUAAUGUAUAAAUGCACCUAAGCCUUUGCUGUACAUAGAGAUCCCACAGGUUGAGAAUUCGAUAUGAAGUCUUCUUACUUGCAUGACGCAGGUUACAGCCCCAUAAUUUUUUUCUGUUUGCUUUGCCAAUUCUAAAUGCAGAAAUUAAUUGUUAAUCACAGCAAACUGGUUUGGAAUUAAAAAAAAAAAAAAAAAAAAAACACAGGAAAAAAUUACGCCAAAGUAGAAUGAAUAAUAUCUCAUGCUGUGUCCUCUGUUUUACUCCUUAGUUAUUCUAUUUCAGCUAAAUCAUGCAGAUGCAACCUUUCAUCCACUAAGUACUUGAGACACAAUCCACGGAUCCUAGAUCCUAAUUUACUUGGAAAUUAUCUAAAUCUAUGGUGACUACAAAAAUACUCCUUGAAAUUUAGAUACCCCAAGAAAUCAGUGGAAUGUUUUCCUUCAUGGUAGAAGUAUAUUUGUUGCUAUUCUCCUCUUUUUUUUCUCUCUGUUUAAAAAUGCUGAUCUUAAAAGCAUUUCGACAGUAUUCCUUAUCACACUGUGUCUGUGUGUAUGGAAAGCUUUUUAUUCAUCCUUUACUCAUUGACAGUAAAGAUAACUUCACUAGUUCUGUUUCUUACCAUUUAAAAUAUAUGACGGUAUCGCAUAUGAUUUUAUUUUGCAGUUUAUAAGUACUGAUAGAGAGCCUGUUUCCCUGUAAAAUUUUUCAAAUUGGCAGUCAGUUGUUAUGUCUCAAGUGAAUCAGGUACUGUUUCUAAUACAGAACUAUCCAAACCUCAUAAAAUAAAUGUUUGCUGUAGUAUAAUGCCUAUUAGAAUUAAAAAUUUUGGCUCCAGUGCCUGCAGUUUGGUUUGAUUUCCUAGUGUGUAAAAGGAGAAAGGUCAUGACAAAAUGUUACUCUUUCUUAGCACAGAGAUCAGCAAAAAUAACCAUGAUGAACUGUAAUUUUUAAAGCAACUAUAGUCUGUCUUAGCAUUUACAGAGUAUAGAUCCAUAUGUGUAAAUGUUUCUUUUAGAAAAAGACUUAUACCUGCACUUCCAAAGUUAAAACCACCAAAAAUUAAAACUUUGGAGCUGCAUUUGAAUUUCAAGACUCAAACACGUAUUGAGAUUUAAUUGUUUGAAGGUCUGGACUUGAACUCACAAAUUGAGUAAGACAUCUGACUCAUUAAGUUAAAAUGCGAAAAGACAUUCCUCCUUGCAUUUUUACCAUACUAAAACUGAUCUUGUCCAAAAUCAACAAGAAUUCAUAAAAAGCCUAACAGUUCUUUCCUUUCCUAGAAGUGUUAGACUUUAUAUUCCCAGAAUUACAUUUUUCUUGUUAAUAAUUCCAAUUGCUCUUCCACUCUAAGCCUAGUAAAGGUAAAAGCGCUGUUUGAAGCUAUAAUUGAGCAUUUCUAAUGUAUUAUGAAAUGGUGCCUGAACGGUAUGCACUAAGUGAGAAAAAUAGUUGACAUGGCAUGAUACUUGUCUGACAUACUGCAUAUUUUGUUACAACACUAACAGAAACUCCACUGUUAAAAUUAAUCUGUGAUUUUUUUAUGGUUGGGCAACAUUCUCCUAUGAUGGUAUGUAGGAGAAUAUACUCCUAUAAACUCAUAGCAGUAAUAUUUUUUUUUAUAAGUGACCAUUAGAGAAAUGCAAUUGAGUUUUUCUGGCUAGAGUAUAUGAUCAAGUAUAUUAAAUUGGAGGGGACAUGCAAAGAGGAAUUCAUCUUUUGAUGUGGCACAGAUUUCUUUCAUGUGUUUAAACUUAGAACAGUGUGAUCAGUUUGCUGUGACUGCAUUUAGAGCAUUUAAUGUUUAAAUUGUAGGGAUAGCAAAAAGCACUAUUCAUGUUAAAAAAUAUAGAGAUUGUUGGAUGCUCAAAUCAAUUAUGACCCUCUUGAAAUAAUGCAUUUGCCUCAAACACUGUGAUAUAGGACCAGGUCUGUGAAGUGUAACAAUUAAUUUAUUCAUUUUAAAAGUGGAAACGUCUUUCUGCACAAUAUUACAAGAAAGUUCAUGUUCAAACUUUAAUUAUAUAUCCCAAUCUAGCAAAGGCACAUCAUAACUUUUUUUUUCUUUUGCUUUCUGACCAAAAACUGUGCUCGAUUGUAAUACGGGUGUAUACUCUGUCAAAAAACCUAAAAUAAUGGACUGCUUUCUAGGGUAGAUCAAACUGAUUUGUAGAGUAGUUUCAUAAAUAUUCAAAAAUCAGGUUGGGCUGUUAUGUGAAGAAGAAAGAACUUCAAGGUAACAACAUUCAACUUUACUACAUUUAGUGAGCUGAAAAUUUUGUUUUAUAUAUAUAUAUAUUUACACACAUAUAUAUAUAUAUGAUACAUAUAAACUUAUCUUUGUAAAAAAAUAUGCAAGUGCAAUAAUUUAAAGAGGUCUUAACUUUGCAUUUAUAAAUUAUAAAUACUGUACAUGGUGUGUAAUUUUUUUCAUGUAUUCAUUUGCAGUCUUUGUAUUUAAAAAACAAACCUAAACCUUUACUAUUCCGUUUGUACAAUAGAACAGUAAGCAUUUAUUAUGAUAUAGUUAAGUUGUAAAUAAAUUCACAAACGAAACAGCCAGUAUGUAUGCAUAUAUGGGUGUCCUAUUGUGAAACCUGUUUUUGCUUUUACUGCUGGCUCUGGCACAGCAAGACUACUUCUGUGGAUAUGUAAUUAUACAUAUAAAUAUAUGUAUGAUACAUAAAAUAUAUUUAGAAAUGUUCAUAAUUUUAAUGGAUAUACCUAUACAUAUACUUUGGUGUGAAUAUUACUGAAUACAGAGUUUUUUAAUAUUAUUUUUCAUGUUUAUUUUUGCUAUUAUUGGGAAUGCAAGUGAGGGAUGGGAAUGUGUAUAUGUGUGUUUACACCAUAAGUAAACCACAGCACAAAGCGAUUCAAAA